Molecule: messenger RNA, 9766 nt
Organism: Notolabrus celidotus (New Zealand spotty)
Lineage: Eukaryota; Metazoa; Chordata; Actinopteri; Labriformes; Labridae
Exons: 5
Coding region: 235-1686 (483 amino acids)
Cellular component (GO): nucleus
Source: RefSeq, a predicted model, not a curated record
CGCCUUUACGCGGUACUUUCCGGCACCUCCGAGGGGGCUGAACACGCGCUGAGAAGCCGAGGAGGAGAAAGCAGCAGCCGGAGGAACCGAGCCGAACACCCGCUGCAGGAGCCGUGAGAACUCGGGGAACGAUUUUAACCGUGCUUUCGGUCGGGGAAGGCAGGGUUAGGGGGGUGGGUCGGGGGCUCGAGUACAGAAGAAUGAGAAAGCCCUCUUACCGGAGGGGGCGAAAACAUGAACGGGGCCGUGUACAUUUCGUUUUUCCAGGGCCAGCUGGAGUCCGUGCUGGAGCAGGUCGUUCAGCUCGCCGUGCAGGAAAUAAGCAAGACGGUGGGCUCCAGCUUGAACACGCUGCUGCUGGAGACUGCUGUUAAGGAGCAGGAAAACCACCGGCUUCGGCUCCAGCUGCAGUCGAGGGAGAACCGGGGUCGAACCAAUAGCAGCCCCGCGGACAGUGGAGGCUCCACGGCGGCUGGCAAGAACAAGGCAGCGGGGGACGACAGAACAAAGCCCGAGCAGAAGCAGCAGACGAGGCAGCAACACGCCCCCGGAGGGCAUGGCACCGAGCUCGGCAUACCCACCGACACACGCCGCCUGGAGCAGAGAGGACGAGUCGUUGACCAGCUGAAGUCAGUCAUGGAGCAGGUCCUGGACUUUGCCGUGCGGGAACUGACAAAGAUCGUGGAGGCAUCUUUCGAUGACCUGCUGCUGGAGAUCACAAAGAUGGAGCGCGAGCAGCAGGGGCUGGAGGAGCGGCUCGAUAGAGGAGCGGCGGAGAAGGGAAGGGGAGGAGGAGGCGGUGGCAGGAGGAGGGGCUCUGAGAACGACUCCAUCUCACCCAGCGACUCUGAAGACGCCCGGGAGGAGCUCAUUGAUGUCCCUUCAUCCAAAAUGACAGCAAGGAGAGAUCACCCGGACCCUCGCCCCGUCCUCUCCUCCUCUCAGGACUGGGUUCCCAUCCUGGACAAAGUCUUUGGUCAGAAGUGGUGCAGUGAUGAAGGUGGGCAGAGUCUAAGUGAAGGCAGCGCUCCGCAGGUGCAGCCUCACCCAGCCCCUUCCGUGACCCUGGAGCCCUCCCCGUCCUCACCCCAGCAAGAUCCCCGCUGGACGCCCCUGGAAGACAUGGAGGUGUUCUCACCUGAUGAAGAGGAGGGUCAUAAGAACAGCGGGGAAGGAGCAGUGACACCUAGACCCUCACCUGGACCUCCCCACAGCCCCUCAGGCCGUCGCUCCUCGGCCUCGAUGCUACAUCGUCUCCUCACUCUGCCGUCUCAGCUGCUGGAGGAGGACGAUGAGGAUGCCGCUGCCGCCAAGGAAGCGCUGGCUGCCUUAGCGGCCAAUGGGGAAGAACCGCCCAUUCCUAUCUGCCCGUCACCACCCAGGGAGGAUGAGGAGGAGGAGGAAGAGGAAGAGGGAGAGGGGGAAGACAAAGGCAGGAAGAAGAAGAGGCGGAGGGUUUGGUCCGAGUGUGAGGAGUGCGGUCGGAGGUUCAGCCGGAUGUCUCUCCUGAAGGCUCACCGUCAGACUCACAUAGCCGAGAACGCGGCCGCCGACACCUCAUCCCCGUCAUCCCCGCCCAGCGGCUCCACCUCAGCCCUGCGCUGCUCAGACUGUGGGAAGAGGUUUUCGUCAGCGACCCGGCUCCACAGCCACAUCCGUACCCAGCACCCUGGGCACCGAUCCUGAACCUGUCGGGAAGGAAGAAGUCACUGAGACUUCAACAAGAGCUUCAGCAGAGUCCAGAACAAAAAAAAAACAACACAUGAGAUUCAUAGAGGAGGAUCCACAGGCCUGUCAGAACCGGACACCAGAAACCAAGUAAGGGAAACUUGUCUGCUUCUGAGUCCAAUUUACAGAGAAAACCUGAAGAUCUGAAGGACACCAAACGGUACACAGACACGACUUACAAGGAUAGAACAGCUUUGAACUCUUAACACUCAGAGAUGCUUUUGCUCUGAAACAGAACACAAAGAUAUUUUCAUCAUAAAAGCAUCUUCUAAACACACAGAGAUGCUUUUACUUUGAAAGAGAACAGGAAACUAACUCCAGGCAUUCUGGUUGGUUCAUACACAGAGAUGCUGAAACUCUGUAAUACAAUAGGAAGAUGCUUUAACUCUGCAGAACACCUGAAUUCACUUAGUGCAGACGCUGACAAAUCUCUUGUUGAAGCUCUGAUUUUUUUUUUAAAUCAGAAAAAUUCAGGUUGUUUUCUUUCUUUUUUUUUUUUUUUUUUACAUUAAAAACCAGAAUUUAACUCCAUCAGUUUUUUUGUUUUGAGCGUCAGGAUCCGACAGCAAAACAGACCAAUCAGCCAGAGCGAGCGCAGAGGACAUUUCUGCACCAAUCAGGAGUCAGUGUACCAGCUGGGCCUCAACAGAGACUUAGUGAGGUGUGUCUGACUUCUUGACUUGAAGUGACUUUACAUCGGGAGCCUGACAGCCACCACAGCUGCGCACGGUGUGAUGAUGCUCUGACAUCUCACUCUUGUUACCCCUGCAUGCUGUCAGAUGAACAUUUAUCACGAGAGGCUCCAUUUACAUAAAAUCUGACGAUAAUCAGCACCUGCAGGGCGGGACAGCACCACACCAAUAACUGACACGCCUUUUUAAAGGUGAUAUGAAUAAAGUUAUUAUUGUUAGGUUAUUGUUAUUUCAUGCUAUAGUUGAAGGGAGGGCUUUUUAGCUCAUUCAAACAGGGCCAACCUGUGUAAAACACUUAGAUCAGCUCUGUGUCUGAGAAAACCUCCAGAGCGUUGUUUCUGUUCACGGAGGACUCUCCUUCGUCUUUACACCCUUCCAUUUAUCAUCUACUGCACCCAACGUGCUUAAGUUUCGUGACUGUUACGUUUUCGUUUCAUACUAGUUUGACUUUCCAAACUUAAAUCUGCUCCAACCUAAGCAUUGAAAAUACACCCAGGUGCAACACAAACAGGGCUCCGGUCUAAAUGGUGCACGGAGCAUGAUUUCAAGUUUGCCCAGCUGGUUCACUCUGCUCCUGGAUGAUUUAAGGUGCUCAGAAAUAUUGUUAUUUACAAAUUCUUGAAAGCUGAAGCUGGACCAGACCACCACUUGGAUGUCACAGGGGAAUAAAAUCCAAGAAUCUGACACAAAACAGGAAGAAAACUGACCCUGGACAACAGAAGUACUGAAUGAGGAGAGGAGGAGUCAGCUCAGAUGUGGCGAAGAAAACACGUAGAAACCUAUCUUCCUGCUGUACAUCGACCUCCACCUCUUCUUCUACUCCUGUAAAAAAAAAAACUCCUCCCCCCUCCACAGGAAACGAGCUUCAGCCGCUGCAGGUGAGAUUCAGCCGGGCAGGUGAAAAAUGUUUGCAAUAAGCUCGGCGCCGCAGCACUGGAACAGUCUGAGUGUCGUUUCCUGGUUAUUGCGUGUGGUGAUGAUUUCGUGGAUCUGUGCAGUGUGUACGGUGGCUCACACAGGACAAAAAGUGACCUUUGAUUUUUCUACCUGUUUGUUUUUAAAGUGCUCUUUUUUUUCUCAACAGACUUUUUGAUUUUUAUUAAACAGUUUUGGAUUAUCGUCAGGUGCAUUUUUGUCGUCAUGUUUUAGAUUUUUGAACGAUGUUUUUCAAGGAAUUUUUUCUGUCACUUCUUGUACAAACAAAAGGAAGAUAAACCGUUGAUUGUUUGGACUCGUUGAAUGUGAAUCUCUGCAGUUUUGAUCCUUUUUUUGCUGUACAGUUUUUACUUUUUUCGGACAGACCUGAUGAUGACAAUGAGAGAAAAAGGAAGAAGGAGGAAGAUUUUGAAUCUGCAAUGGUUUACUCCUCUGCCUCCUGCUGUCUUUCCUUACAUCCUUCCUUCCUUCUUUCCUUCAUUCUCGCCUCAUUCUUCAGUCCAGUUCGGUUCAUCUUGACACACAUAUACCUCCUUACAACAAGCAAGCUGGAAAUGAUUAUUAUUAUUUGUUACAUUUUUCUACAGACAAUGCUUCUCUGGCUUUAGCUAAUUAUCCUCUCUUGUUUACUUUGGUUAUUCAGACCUGUACGGAGGCCCAAUACUGCCAGGAGAAGAAAGAUAUAAUGAUAUGAUUGAAAAUAAUUUUUAACACUUAACUAUUAAAUGAAAUAAAUACAGACCAACUUUGCAGUAGUAACAGGAAGACCUUCAAAAUAAAAGACUUCUCUAACUAUAAAAUAAAAGAAUAGAAAUAAGUGAGAUUUAAAGGUAACAUUUUACUCACCAGAGUAUUCAGGAUAUUUUUUUAUGAUUUAUAACUGUCUCCUUUUCCUGGCAGAAAUGUAUACAUAUGAUAUACACAAGAGGCAAAUAUCCAGAUUUGUCUCCCAAGAACUAAAACUGACGUCAUCGAAUAGUUUUCUCCUUUGAUUUAAAGAAGUACAAAAAAUAAGAAAAAAACAUACAGAUACAAAAAACAAAUACAAUAUAUAUCAAUGAGUUUCAACUAAGACAGAUUCAACAAAGAAAACAAUUGCUGUGACACUCUUUGUAAUUGCAUGAUCAAAAGCUUAAAGUCACAAGUUAGUUUCAAUGAUAAGAUAUGAAGUAUAGAUUUGUCCUAACCAAAAAUAAUAUUUUUCAGAAUUUCAAAUGUUUCCUUUUCUUGGCAGACAUUGUUUUUCAUCACUUUUAAAAAUAAGCUAACAUACUGUUAGCUUCAAGAUAUUAAACUCUUGUUUAAGUACAUUUUAAAUUCUGUCUCCAAAAUGAGUUCAGAAAGAUUCAUAUCAAGACCAUUAUCUUUCCUUUCCUUUCGAGUCAUCGUAUCAUUUUCUUUAUCGAUACAGUUUUAUCAAAUAAAACGAUGAUAAAGAAAUAAACCUCAUCACAGGACGGGUUUAAAAUGAUAAGCUAGUUUUCUCGUUAUGAAAAGGCACUUUUUGUGGGAUGGGGAAAAAAAGGAAAUUUUCUUUUUAACAAAAACCUACAACAACCUUUUUCCCUUUCCAGAAGUUGUUUUCCGUCGAUGAUGCCAUGGAAAUCAUGGCCAAAUUUCUGAAAUCUCAUCUGAUGUCUCUUUAUAAUUUUACACUAUGUCCAAAGAUACUGGAAAUUGAGUUUAUAGAUACAGAAAUACAGAAAGGCAAGAAAACAAAAAAAAAAUGUAUUUGUCCUUCCUUUUUUUUUUAAAUAUCCUCUUCGUAAGACGAAAUUUUGCGACAGUAAAUCAAAAUUUUGAUGAUCAUAAUUGGAUUUUACUUAUUGGAAAAUUACUUUUUUUUUAAUGUUAUGCAACUUGGAAAUUGCAAAUAACGUAUUUUUUUCCCCAAAACUUGUAUGUUACAAAAAAGCGCCUUUUAAAAAACCUGCCUUUAGGACAGAUAAGUAAUGAAAAAAAAUCUUCAUUGAAAUGUUUAUUCUCUAACUUUUUCUCACAAGAGAAUUAAAACGCACCCCAAAGUGAAUUUUUUAACUUGUCUUUCCAAUUAUGAACCGUUUUCCUUUCGGCAAUACCUUAUGCUCUUAAAUGAAAAAAUGGCACCUUUUGCAACCCCAAUUGAAACAUUGAAAACAUAUAUUUUUAUAAAUUUAUUUGAUUAUAUCAUCUUCUUCUUCAUCAAAUUAAGUGUUAGGGACGCCAAAGAUAAAAUGAAGUGUUAAAUCAACACGUCAGUUAAUGAUGAAAAUUUAAACUUGGGAAAUUCACGGAACAAUAUGGAGGAAUGACUCCUCGUUAAGUUCUGAAUCUAAGAGAAAAUGUUAUAAAAAAAUCUCCUGAUGCCAACCAGACUCCUGGUUUGUAAAGUCUUUAUUUGAAUCAUUCCUCCUCAUCCAUCUGUUUGUGUUUUAAAGUCUCUGCAGUACAACAUAACCUCUGUAGCAUUUGUACGACAGUGUGCGAUGGAUGGAUGGAGGGAUGGAUGGUGAAGGAUCAGGUUAAUGUAUAAAUAUAUCUUCGAUGUAUCCUGAUUAUUCUUGUGUUCUGAUGUUGUUUCAGCUCCGCCAUGCUUCAGCAACAACAGUCGCUUCUAAGCUUUGUAAAUAAGCUAUUUUUUCAAGCCAUACGCUGAAUUUGUUUUUAUCCGUUUGAUCAAAAAAACAUCGAGCAAUAUGAAGCUACGACUCUGCUGAGCAGCCAGGCUUUAAUUAAAUGUUGGAAAAUCGUAGUAUAAAGCCGUUCACAGCUGCUGGUGAAUGUUCCAUAACAUAAAAAAAAAGAAAAAGAAAAAAUGAAGAAAAAAAAAUGUCAGAAUGAAAAUACUAAGAGUUUUAAUUUCAGAAACCAGGUCUCCUCAAGUAAAAUAAUGAUUACAGAAUAAUGUAGGUCAAUAAUGUAAUGUUUAAUUUCUCGGUUUUGCCUCUCCUUGAAGAACUUGAGCUUGCUUUCUUGCUUCGCCAAAAUCUGAAUAACCUGAAUCGCUUUUCCUCGAACGCUGAGCGUCUUCAUUUUUCCAACUCGUUGCACUUUCAGCCUCCACGUGUUCACAUACCUCAUUUUUCUCGUAAAACAUUUCAAGUGUUUGUUUGUUUUUUCCCACACAGACCUCAUUACCUCAGUAGCUGUACGGUGUUGACAUUUGACUACAAUAAUGUGUGAUUUUUAUUUUAUUUUAUCUGAUUUGUUUUGGAUGCGUCUCAGAGCCUAAUGCUGUUUAAAGUAAAAACCACAAAACUACAAAUGCACAAACAUCUCAGGUUUAAAGACGGGAAAACAUUUUUAUUGAAGAGUAUCUGUUUUGCUUUUUCACCUUACAGAAGUGUUAAGACAUUAUGUUUUUAUUUGGGAUUCAAAAAGAAUUGUAAUCACUAGACGAAAAGUUUUUUGAAUAACCCAUUUUUUUUGAAAGCUCAUUGAUGCCAUUUUGAGCUCAAAUGUACUAAAAUUGAAAAUGUCAAAUUAAAAGACAUAAAAAAAAUCUACUUUUAGGUAAAAGUUAGGUAAUACUCAGAUGUUUUGACCUUUCCUUUUAGAGAUAUCCUCAAAAAAAGUGACAUACUUUGUUAACUUUGAUGCUAAUCCAUUAUGUUAACUUUAGUGUUUUAAUUUUAGUUUGAAUUCAACAUAUAUUUAGCCUCUGUCCAUGUGCUAGCUGAACUUUAAAACAUUAACCGAUCUACAUCUGUUCUUGCUGUGGUCUGAAAUGUUACCGUUCAUCACAAAACUUAAAAUUGAUGGUCAUUGUCAUUUUUUAUUUGGCACUUUUCUCACUUUACUUGGCAUCAAUGGGCUUCCAUAUUUUGGGUGACACUACUAGGCACUUAUAAACCUUAAAGAAUAACCAGAAAAGUAUUGUAAUGUUAAAGCUAGGACUUAGAAAAAUCUUUAAAAAGAGAUGAAAUAUAAAUUUGUAACACUGAAAUGGGUAAACAACAACAACCAAACCAUGCAGGAAAACUUGAUUAGGGAAACACUUAAAGGAAACACUUAAAGGAAACGUCUGAUCCUUUAAUGCAUCGGGUGUGUUUCUCCAGUUUACGUAACACAAAAUGCACAUAAGUCAGUCAGCAACAGUUCGCUCUAAAACAUCCAUUAUGUGGUUUUUACGGGACAGCAGCUGCCUCACUGCACUGUGUUACCAUUACGAACCCCUCAGAGGUCAACCUUGUAUCUCCACAUACCAGUUUAUAACACCUGAAGUGAAAUCAGCACUGAACCGGGUGUUCAAAUCUGAGGUUAUGUGGUGGUUACAAGGUUUCGUCUUAUGUCACCCAGCGUCAUGUGACCUGUUAACCAACCACAGCCCUUCCUGACCUUGUUUACAAAACUGUAGGUGAGAGAAAUGUAUCUGGGUGGAUGUAUGAAAAGGGAAAUAAUAAGAAGAUGAAGCCUUCAAAAGUCUUUUUUUGGGGAUUUCAAAACAGUUUUAAGUCCAGAUUAACAAAGUAAAGCAGUUUUUAUGAGAGACUUGAUGAAUGGAAUGCAACAAAAUGUACUUUAUGAUCUUGAUUUAGAUUUAGAGAAAUGCUGUACUGCUGCAUCAGUGUUUUGUGAAAACAAGACUUAGAGAUAGGAGACAGCCUCAGAGUCUCAAAAUGCCAACCUGCAGACCUCCUCUAGACCAGAGCCUUCAACAUGUUCGACUGGCCUGCAGUCAGCAAGCUCUGUUAACAUCUUAGAUCUAAUGUCAUCCAUCGCUCUGUGGUGAUUUGCACACUCCUAAAUAGUGCUCGGCCAGCUUUUGUGAUGUGGUUCAGUCAGUCUGACUAGCUGCACCUGUAUGCUUUGCUCAUACGUGGUAGCUCAGUCUACAAAUACUUCAUUGAUAGUUGAAUUCAGUUUGACUCAAAGUGCAUAUGACUUCUGACUUGUCAACUGGGCCACCUAGGAGUUUUUAUGGGUAUAAUGUGCCAUUCUAAGUGCAGUGGUGUUGCCACUUUCAGCAGGAACCAGGAAUAUAUUGUGGCACUUUAACUUAAGUGUGGGACAAAGUAGCAGAUGAUGACUAAAACAAAAACGCCUUAAUUAAUGUUGUAAAAGUUAUUUGAAAAGAUCUUUCUUUUCACAGUAGUAUUCCGAAACUUGUUCAACUUUUGCCUUAAUUUUUUUGAAAUAAAUUCAUAAUUAUAUGACACGGAAUAUGUAAAUUAGAGGCCUUUGUAUAUGAGUUACUGUAGAAUAAUUUCAGGUACCUUAACGAUCCAAUUUCUACAGAUUCUGUCUCAAAUUUGCAAGAUGAUUCUGCUUUUUCCAUCGAAAUAAUUUGUUCUUGUGAUUUCGGAUUGAAAAUUAAUAAUCUAUACAAAAAAUUCCACCAGAUGCAUUUCUCCCCAAAUAUUGUUUUUGAAGGAGGGCAUAAAUAAAAACGUUGAUGAAGCUCAAACUUAUUUAAAACACUGAGACGCAUUCAGACAACUUUCAUGUGUACAUAUCUCAGAGCACAUCUGGACUCCUGUGAUUUUUUUUUUUUUUUUUUGGCAGUUUUCUGAAAAGCGGUUUUGUUGUUGAGAGAAGACAAUGUUAUUUCAAUUCAGCCUCUUUGUUAAAGCUGCAGGCUGUGAAGAACCGAGUGGAGAGAAAGAAGGGAAUAAAAAAAGUUUCACUUGGAGCCCAGAGGGACCGACAUCUUUGAAAAAACAAUCUAAAGGGUUGAUUUGUAGUUCAGCUGGAGUUCCUCAGGGAACCAUCUGGGGUCCUCCAGUUUUUCGAUGCAAACAUGGGAACGAUGGGAUGAAAGGGAUGUUUAAGCGUUUUUAAAAGUUGUAAUGUUUUUAAUUAAAGUUGUUUUACUUUGUGCAAACUAUGUUUUUAAAGACAGGGAAAUGAGACUCUUGUUUUAAACUUCUAUUUCUACUCCCUGUAUGAUCUCUGAACACGCUUGUUCUUGUUUGUCAAAGAUAAUUCAUCUCAGUGCUUGGAUUCGAUGCAAUACUUUUGAUAAAAUGUGCCCUUAUUUUGUAAAUCAACAGUCUAAUGAAACCAAAUCUGAAAGAGUUUCAUAUUUAAUAAUUCAACUUUAAAGUGAUGAAGGUGAGUGAUGGGAAAGGUUGGGACAGUUUUCACCUUCGGCUGGGAAAUGGAAAUUUAGAUGAACUCAGAAUUGAUAUGACCUUUGACCCUUCUGUGACCAAUGUCAGUUUCAAGUGAUUUCUUGCAGACUUUUUUCCACCGGAGAGGUGAGAUGUUAACUGUUGUGAUUGGCUGUUACCUUGUUUGUUGAACACAGCACUGUCUGAAUGUCUAAACGCCAAGUUACAGCUGUCUGCCAUGUUAAUGAUGAUCAUGAUGAAGGCCAUGGGGAUGGUGUUUUUGGUUUUUUUAAUUUUUAUUACCUGUUUUAGUCUAUGAGACCGGGUACUUUUUAGUGUUGAAACUCAAAUAAAACCAAUAAAUGUUCACAACUACUA